This is a messenger RNA of Ochlerotatus camptorhynchus, 1595 nucleotides long. RefSeq names its product putative GTP-binding protein 6. The coding region runs from base 1 to 1554 and encodes 517 amino acids. Gene Ontology annotation, molecular function: GTP binding; ribosome binding. NCBI's taxonomy places the organism in Eukaryota, Metazoa, Arthropoda, Insecta, Diptera, Culicidae. The transcript has a single exon. Gene Ontology annotation, cellular component: cytoplasm. The record is from RefSeq and is a predicted model, not a curated record.
AUGGCCACUAACUUCAUAAGGCGUUGCUCCCCACUCUUGAGGGGAGCGUACUGGUGGAGAUAUGCGCCGCAAGUGGAACGCAUUUCUGAGAAUUUUAGAUGUAAAUACACGGAUGCCAAUAAGUUUAAGGGAUUUAAGGGGAAAUAUAAGGCAAUGGCGGUUGGAGCGGAGGAAGAAGAUGAUCGAAGGGAUGAUUCGAAUCGGUUCGAUCUGGAUGACGCCGAAUAUGAUGCGGUGAUCAAUAGUGCAAUGCACGUUCAGAAGAGGGUUCAGAAUGAGCAGAAUGUCUUGGUGAUUCAACCAUAUGUUAAAUGGGGACCGAAGAGAGCGACAAGCCAGCCAGAGCAUCAACUUCAGGAAGCUGAAGCCCUGGUUCGCUCUUUGCCUAAGUGGAAGGUUGAAUGUAGCUUGAAGGUGCCGCUGGAGUCUCUAGAAAAAAGGCAGCUUUUCGGAGCAGGGAAGCUAGAAGAAAUUAAAACGAUGUUGAUGGAUUUACAGAGCUCAGGAAAAUUGAUAACGUGCAUCUUUAUCAGCAAGGGAACGCUCACAUUUGGACAAAAGCAAUUUUUGGAACAACAUUUCAAGCUUCCCGUGAUGGAUCGCUACUCGAUGGUGAUCCAGAUCCUGCGAUUACAUGCCAUCAGUACUGAAGCGAAGCUCCAGGUUGCAAUGGCAGAAAUACCCUACAUUUGGUCACAGAUGAAGGACCAGGAGUCGACGGGUUCCAAGGGACGAGUCUAUCUCACCGAGUCUCAGAAGCAAAUGUUACGACUCAGAGAGCGCAAGCUAAAGAACGAGCUGGCUACUAUUCGAUCGCAUAGGGAGUUGCUACGGAACAAACGCAAGCAGAAAGCUUACCCCAUUGUAGCCGUCGUUGGAUACACGAACGCUGGUAAGACCUCAUUGAUCAAAGCUCUAACGGAGGAGAAGUCCCUGGAACCAAAGGAUCAACUAUUUGCCACAUUGGACGUAACGGCUCACGCCGGUUUGCUGCCGUGCAAAUUGGAGGUACUUUUUAUGGAUACCGUUGGCUUCAUGGCAGACAUUCCCACCGGGUUGAUUGAGUGCUUCAUUGCUACCCUGGAAGAUGCCAUGCUGGCCGACGUGAUCGUUCAUGUUCAGGAUGUUUCGCACGAGAAUUUCCUCGAGCAAACGAAACACGUCGAAACGACGCUCAGUUCUCUGCUCAGGUCCUCCGGAAUGACCAACCAACCACAGUUGGACAACGUUAUCAACGUUGGUAAUAAGGUGGACCUUUUGGCGGCAGAUUCAAACGGUUUGAAGGGCAUCCAUCUGGUAUCGUCCAAGACCCUGCACGGCGUGAAUGAGCUGCUGGUGGAGAUUGAACGGAGGGUUUUGGAAGCAACUGGACGACAGAAGAUAAUCAUUCGUGUUCCGAUGGGCGGCGCGGAGGUCGCCUGGCUGUACAAGAAUGCUGCCGUGACGGAAACGGCCGCUGAUCCCAAUGAUAGCCAACGGAUGUUGGUCAGUGCGGUCAUUACGGACGCGAAACUACAGCAGUUUAGGCAUCAAUUCGUUAAGCGUAGAGGGUGAAUUACAUGUGAAGGGGUAGAACAUUGUACGGAGAGAGAAAU